AAGCAAACAGCAAUCUGUUCUCCCUAUUUUAUUUAGAAAAUCUUUGGGCUUCUAUUCUCUCUCUCUCUCUCGAGCGUUUUCUUGUCUUCAAGCCAAGGUUCCACACAACAUCCGACCCGAACCACCUAACCCACCCAUCUGUCGACGGUCGGGUAUCCAUUUUCAUGGUUUAACAAUCUCCGGUAGGACACAAUACUAGCAUCUUCUUUUCUGUCCUAAACUCCCAAAGUACUUGUUGAUUAUAUUUUCUACUACUUUUGCUGAAACGACGCCGCCAGUUACCGGUUUGCCCCUGAGUUGGUAUAACACAAAAAAGUUGUUAAAGUUGAAAAGACCCUGUCUUCCUCGGUGCUUUAACAACUUUCAGGUGACUUUUACCUUUUGUAUUCGUUUCCACUAAAUAAAUCUGUAUUCUUCGACUGUCAAUCUCCAAAAAAAGAGUCAUGUGUUUGGGUCUUAAGUUGUUUUUAUCACUAUUCAUUUAUUUUUCAUAGUCUGAUAUAUGGUCCGCUGGGUUGAACCUGCUAAGUGUAUUCUUUUUCGUUUGAAUCCGUGCUGUAGAUAAUCUCAUUAUUGAGCAAUAAAUUCUUCCAAUUAACACUUAAUAAGUUUUAGAUCUGAAAUUGGAUGAAGUUGGAGAGAGAUAAAUAACAGAAUUUUCAGAAUUUCAAAGCAAUUAAAUCUUGGGUGAUUAGCCAUUCUUAUUUGGCAUCCCGGUGCACUCAUAAAGACUGGCCCAUCAUUGUUGAUUGGGUUUUCAAGUUUUAUCAAGGCUUUUUCUUUGCUGAGUGAAGGGAAAUUUGAAACUUUAUCUGAAGUAACAGUCUGGAAAACAUGACCCGGACUUCCAUCUGCCAAAUCCCUCUACCUGUCAAAAAAUUUUAAAAGCCAUUGUCAAGUUAUUGUGGGUCUCAUAGGUUCAGGCUAUAUGUUACUUCACAUUUUUAUCCCAUUUGUUUAACAAUUUCAGCCAAGCUUCCUUUAUUCAUGUUGUGUAAGAGGUCCAAAUAUGACUCGUUUGAGCAGCUUGGUGAUGUUUGUUUUGUUAAAAUCCUACUGAUAAACAUAAGUGAAUCAUCAGCUACAAAUGUCUUAUCUAUGCAAAAGAACACUUUCUUUUGCCAUUUUACUCUUUUCCUUUUUGAAAGGCCUUUACUAAUCUUUCCAGAGCUAGUUAUGGGGCGUCAUUGACUCAUUGAACUCGAGCAAUAUUUUCUCUGUUCUCAUCUGGCCUUUGUCUUGUUGUGUAUGUACUUUUGCCUGGUCAAGCCCUUGGAGUCACUUAAAAGAGUUUUGAGACCAUCUUUUGUUAUGAUUUUGAAUUUCUUUUGAUAUUUUGAGUCUCAGUCAUCUGGUAUUAAUUCUGACUUUCACAUAAACUGAAACUUAGAAGAGCAUAAUUAUAUUAUCUCUCUGAGAACCAAUGACCUUUUUGUUUUCCUCUUUUAAUUUCAAUUAUUUCACUCUGGCUGUACUUGUAAAGUACUAAUGAUCAUGUGGUGCAUAUAUAUGGAUUUUCUGUCUGGUUUCAUCAACAUACAAGUAAUUCAUGGAGUUCUUAUUGAGCUUUGCAGUGUUUUGUCUUUUAAAACUGCAGAUGUUAAAGCUUGAUUUUUGUUAUGUAGCUAAAUGGCAAGAGUAAUUUCCCUGGGCAAAGUUAGAUGACUCGAUAUGAGGCUAUACAUUGUUAAUAAUAUAGUAAAAUUGAAGUUCAUCUAAUAGAAAAAAUAUGCUAGAUACUAGGAUGAAGAAAGGAGCCUUCUUGCUAUAGACGAUUUGAGAGAGCCUAUCUUGGUGGUAACAAAUUAAACAAUAGCUUAUUUUGAUAAUCUCACUGGUUUUGUGAGUCAUGGAUAAAGAAAAGAUGUACCAUUCACCGACUAUUAUAGUUUGAGUAACUCGAGUAUGCCUACUCUUUAUUUUAAUCCCUUGAUAUUUUAGUCUUCCAUCUGCCAUAUUUCGGGAGAAUUUCAUGAUGCUAGUUAAGUUGGUGAUCGUCUUUGGUCUUGAAUUGGAAAUCGUACAAGAGAAAAGUUUUAGGCAAUAUUGUUUCUUUUAAUGUGCUUGUUGUAAGUUUUAAUCAAAAUGUUGUUCUUUAUGGAAGUAUUGUACAAUGAGUCCUGACUGAGAUGUAACAUGGUCUCUAACUUUUUGAUGUCAAAAUCGACUAGUACACCUGUUUCUUCUCGAAAAGGGAAAGGGAGAAAGAAAACAAGUAAAUAGGGCGAAGAAAAGGGUAAAAACAAUUUUUUUUGUUAAAUGCAUAAUCACUCUUUUGUGUCUCCCGUCUUAGGGAAAAGCUGCUUCGGAAUAAGUUGGCUGAUCGUUUAUCUUUGAGACUUUAUAGGUACUUGUGUGUUUGUUUAUGAAGGUAGAAUAAUGUUUAUAUCAUCUCCUCUAAUCUAGGCAUUGAUAUUUACUAGUGAUGAAAUGUUUCUGCCUUCUUUUAAUCUCUUGUAGAUUUCAUUUUUGCUUGCUUUUGCUUUUUCCUGCAAUGAGAGAAUGAGGGUCCUCUUGAGUUUUUGGGGACUCAUCAUUUUGAUCCCUUUCUUUUUGGCUGUGGUUGAUUAGAUUUAGAGUUUAUAAAGAAGGAACUUGAGCUAGUAUAAAAUGGAGUUGAAUACUAUCAAGGAUGCGUUUGAUCGCGUUACGAAGAAGCAGAAACUGUCAUCAUCAAAAUCCCAAGAAAUCAUAGAACAAAUUAGCCAAGAGAUAGAACAAGCCCUGUCAAGCAUAGGACCAGGUGAUGAUAUUAUGACUCAGACUGAUCCUAGGUUUAUGUUAUGUGAACUAAAAGCCAAGUUGAAAGAAAUCGGGCCUCUCAGUCAGCUUGAAGUGACACAGAAGGAAUUAAAUGUGGCAUUAAGCAAGUACCCAAAGCUCCUAGAGAAAUCCUUCAAUCCUGAUAUAUCAAAGGCUUACAGAAAUAUUGAUUUUGAUAUCCACACAGUGAACCAGAUAAUUGCCAGCCACUUUUAUCGGGAAGGGCAUUUUGAUCUCGGUGAUUGUUUUGUACAUGAGGCCCGGGAACCGGAAGCUGAAGCUGCAAAGUCAUCUUUUGCCAAAAUGUACCAGAUACUUGAAGCCAUGAAAUUACGCAACUUGGAGCCUGCUUUGAAGUGGGCUGCUACCAAUCAUGAUCAGCUUAACCAAAAUGGUUCUGACAUUGAAUUGAAACUUCAUCGCCUUCAGUUUGUGGAAAUUUUACAGAAAAAGCGUAGAGAUGAAGCUCUUAAUUAUGCUAAAACUUUUUUGGCUCCUUUUGCUAAGAGUCACAUGGCUGAGUUCCAGAAGCUUAUGGGCUGUCUGUUGUGGGCUGGAAAGCUUGAUGCUUCACCAUAUGCUGAAUUGCUGUCCCCAGUGCACUGGGACAAGUUGUCUGAGGAGCUUACCCGGCAUUUCUGCAAUUUAAUGGGUCAGUCCUUUGAGAGUCCAUUAAGCGUAACGGUUGCUGCUGGAGGCCAAGGUUUGCCAACCCUUCUGAAGCUGAUGAAUGUAAUGACAGGAAAGAAGCAGGAAUGGCAGUCAAUGAAACAGUUACCUGUUCCAGUGGAUUUGGAUAGAGAAUUCCAGUUCCAUUCUGUCUUUGUGUGCCCUGUGAGUCGAGACCAGGCAAGCGAAGAGAAUCCACCCAUGCUUUUGUCGUGCGGGCACGUGCUCUGCAAGCAGUCUAUAACUAAGUUGUCAAAGAAUAACAGUACUAGACCUUUCAAGUGUCCUUACUGCCCCUCUGAGGUUGAGGUAGGUCAAUGCAGGCAGCUGUAUUUCUGAUGUUUACUCCCGACGCAUAACCCUGUUGUUCUAAAAUCCUUCUUUGGUCAUCCUUUUUUUGUUUCACAUGAACUAAAUGUUUUAAUGGCUGUAGCGACACUGGACUCUCGGUAGUAUAGGGUUUGUGUGGCAGGGUGGUUAAAGCGGGUUUCUUCUGGCGGUAUACUGUUGGGCUGGAACGGGUGUAAAUAGAUAGAUAUUCUUUGCACAUUCAUUAUUAUCAGUAAGAAGGCCUACCUUGAUACUAGUAUUUUAACGUUGCCUGAA
Messenger RNA from Coffea arabica (coffee), 4038 nucleotides. Its product is annotated as protein RMD5 homolog. Lineage: Eukaryota; Viridiplantae; Streptophyta; Magnoliopsida; Gentianales; Rubiaceae. Gene Ontology annotation, biological process: proteasome-mediated ubiquitin-dependent protein catabolic process. Gene Ontology annotation, molecular function: ubiquitin protein ligase activity; protein binding. The record is from RefSeq and is a predicted model, not a curated record. Gene Ontology annotation, cellular component: cytoplasm; nucleus; GID complex.